Molecule: messenger RNA, 327 nt
Organism: Eruca vesicaria subsp. sativa (arugula)
Lineage: Eukaryota; Viridiplantae; Streptophyta; Magnoliopsida; Brassicales; Brassicaceae
Source: the annotation of a GenBank genome assembly
AUGGAAGGUUCUUCCUCGGCCCGAACCUAUGUGAUGAAGGUUGCUCUUGGUCAUUCUGCUUCUAAUGAAAUUCGUAAUGCCAUCUUUAAAGCCUCCAAGUUGUUUCAUGGUGAAGCUCGACUUCUUAUUACAGAUAUGCCAAAUAAAAAGUUGAAAAGGACGUCUGUUCUUGAAUGCCACAUCAGGGACACAUAUCUUUUUGCCAAGGAGACUAAUGCAUGGAGAGCUACUAUGACAAGAUAUACACUUCAUAUGCACUGGGAGGGUCACUGGUAUCAAGAUGGACAAAGGCUCCAGGUGUACAAAGAAAGUAAGAAACUUCAGUGA